Messenger RNA from Paraphaeosphaeria sporulosa, 822 nucleotides. RefSeq lists its product as uncharacterized. The transcript is spliced from 4 exons. The record is from RefSeq and is a predicted model, not a curated record. NCBI's taxonomy places the organism in Eukaryota, Fungi, Ascomycota, Dothideomycetes, Pleosporales, Didymosphaeriaceae. The annotation marks the transcript as partial.
UCAAGAUUUACCGUAUAUGGUCCAUUCGUGGACCAGUAUACUUACCAGAUCCACCCGAUCACAUGCGGCGACCUGAUAACCGCAUACGUUGUCUUCGGACUCGCGAUGUGCUUCGCCAUCCUGGCCGUGUUCAUCGCAUGCCAACAGACUCAGCGUUCACGCGUACCGUUGAAAAGUUUAUACGUGUGGAUGAUAUGGCUUGAAAUCGUAGCUAGUCUUGGGCUAGCAUUGUUGGCUUUCUCAUAUCUGAUCAAAGUACUCCGACCAAGCCUGUACUUUUAUCUCGGGAUCGUUGUCAGUCAACUAAGGGUGAUCUAUCAGGUACAAAUCCUCCUUCAGAUCAUCUGUAACCGAAUCAACGUUAUCCUUCAAGAUCAAAAGAAGGGUACUCUGUUGUGCAUUGGAACCUUUGUACUGGUCAGCAUAAUCAACGUCAGCGUCGGCAUCAUUUGGAUUCCUGCAUGCCUACAAAUUAGUGAUCGGCGUGUUGUAUUCCUUGCGGUAGUUUGGAUUCGAGUCAAUACCAUUUGGGACCGUACUGAGAAAGUAUUGUUCUUCCUCCUUGAUGCCGCCUUGAAUUGGUAUUUCGUGCGCGUUGUGAAACGAAAUCUUAUAGGCAAUGGGAUGGAAAAAUACAGACCUCUGGUUCGGUUCAAUCAGCGGAUGAUUCUGAUAUCCUUGCUAAUGGACCUGCUCAUAAUUGGGGCUAUGAGCCUUCAUAAUGGCUUUGUAUACGCAAUGUUCCACCCUCUAGCCUACUUGGUCAAGCUCAAUAUUGAGAUGUCGAUGGCAAACCUAAUUAUGAAGAUCGUUGUUGGAACU